Molecule: messenger RNA, 1594 nt
Organism: Hylaeus anthracinus
Lineage: Eukaryota; Metazoa; Arthropoda; Insecta; Hymenoptera; Colletidae
Product: protein N-terminal glutamine amidohydrolase-like
Exons: 6
Coding region: 255-1103 (282 amino acids)
Cellular component (GO): nucleus; cytosol
Molecular function (GO): protein-N-terminal asparagine amidohydrolase activity; protein-N-terminal glutamine amidohydrolase activity
Source: RefSeq, a predicted model, not a curated record
AAUAUAAAUACCCAUAUAUAUUAAACGAAUAUAAUCAACAUUAAGAGUACAAAAAUAUUUGACAAAAGUUCUUGCUUCAAGUAGAACAACAAUAAACAAUUGUCCUUAUGAACUACGUUGUUUUGACGCCGGUAAUAACCGGUGAGAAAAGCCCGGUAUAACUUGCAGAGGAGAUUAGUUACGGGUUAUUCGUACAUUGAAGACGGUGAUAGUAUUAUUUGAAUCGCACAGUUGUGAUAUUCUGUAAUCCAAUCAUGCCAAUAAUAGGCGGUUCGAAAUUGUUGAAAUUUGCAAGACUAACCGAUAAAGCUUACGCGCCUACAAAAGGAUCAAAAGUUGCUGCAGGCUAUGAUCUAAGAAGUGCCUAUGAGUAUGUUGUACCAGCACAUGGCAAAGAAUUAAUUAAAACUGACAUACAAGUUGAAGUUCCCGAAGGCACAUAUGGAAGAGUUGCACCACGAUCAGGGCUAGCAUGGAAAAAUCACAUCGAUGUAGGUGCUGGUGUCAUUGAUGCAGACUAUCGCGAGGAAAAUGUGUGGAAGCUGUGUCAGGACGUAGCUACGAGACACGGAUCGGAAAUAAGUCAUUGCUAUGUUGCUUUCGUGAGCAACCCCUGGCGUAGCGUACCUCUAUGGCGGCAACGGGCAGGAAAGGACGAGGACAAGCUCGUAGUUUGGGACUUCCACGUAUUCUUUAUCUACGCACCCGACGAAAGGGCGGUCGUGUACGAUUUAGAUAGCGUGUUGCCAUUUCCUACGCAUUUCUGGAAGUACGCGAUGGAAACGUUCAGAUCGGAAGAAGUGGUGUCGCCAGAAUAUCAUAGAAGAUUCAGAGUGUUGCCAGCCAGCGUGUACUUGCGGGAGUUCGCGUCGGAUCGGCAUCACAUGAAACGGGAGGAUGGCACAUGGAUCAAGACGCCGCCGGAUCAUCCUCCGAUAUCAACACCAAGGAGCAAGGAUAACUUGGAUACGUUUAUUAACAUGGAUCCAGGGACCGGGUUUGGGGUGGUGUUGACGUUAGAGCAAUUAUUCGAUCGGUUUCAUAGGCCGAUCGCGAACCCAUCGGUCACCAGUUCACCUCAGCCACAACCGACACCGACAUAAGCACACGGCUAAUCUUUUUUGCAGAGCGUUUCGCGGAGACCCUCGUCUCCGCUGUGUGCUACCACGUUACGAUCGGCCAUGUUUCAAGUUUUGAGCCGGUGGCCGAUAUAAGUGUCCUCGUCUUUGUACGUUUCGAACCAUGCAAAUGAAUCUCUGUCACGGCUUUGCUCUAUCGAUGGUAUUGUAUCGUUAUAAUUAUUGUGUCAAAGACUGAUCGUAUUUACGGACAAAUUCCAACACUCGACGGGAAGUCCCCUCCGAUUGAUGCAUAAACUUAGGUGCGUGUAUCUAUUGAAGCGCGUCCGGGCACAGACGCGACCGAAAGCGCUUAUUAUUAUUGUGCGAUCGAUAUGGUAAGGGCGAAAGCUCGAUCUUUGUGAGAUAUAAUGUAAUUAUUACGAUUAUUGUAAUUCUUGUGAUACUUUACACUUUCUACUUUGAAUACCUACAAGCUAUACUUGUCUACUGUUUGUACUAUAUAUAUAUAUAUA